This is a messenger RNA of Gracilinanus agilis (Agile Gracile Mouse Opossum), 3784 nucleotides long. RefSeq names its product BRCA1 interacting helicase 1 (gene BRIP1). Gene Ontology annotation, molecular function: hydrolase activity, acting on acid anhydrides, in phosphorus-containing anhydrides; ATP binding; DNA helicase activity. The coding region runs from base 1 to 3687 and encodes 1228 amino acids. Gene Ontology annotation, cellular component: nucleus. The transcript has 19 exons. Gene Ontology annotation, biological process: double-strand break repair involved in meiotic recombination; nucleotide-excision repair. Lineage: Eukaryota; Metazoa; Chordata; Mammalia; Didelphimorphia; Didelphidae. The record is from RefSeq and is a predicted model, not a curated record.
AUGUCUUCAAUGCUAUCUGAAUACAUUAUUGGUGGGGUGAAGAUUCACUUCCCUUGUAAAGCUUACCCAUCACAGCUUGCUAUGAUGAAUUCUAUUGUAAGAGGAUUAAACAGUAAGCAGCACUGUUUGUUGGAGAGCCCCACAGGAAGUGGGAAAAGCUUAGCCUUACUUUGUUCUGCUCUGGCAUGGCAGCAGUCUCUAAGUGAAAAGCCAGGAGAGGAGAACUUAAAUAAAAAGACUGAAGUACCCUUGUCAUGUUAUUGUACAUGCCAUUUGCAUAGUUCCACUAAUGAUAUCAAUGAUAAUGUGAAUGAAGGAGCUUCAUGUUCUUUCACUGCUCCAUUUGUGACAUCUUCCAUGAAAAAUGAAACCUCAACUUGCCAAGAAGACUCCACUCCAAAAAUCACUCUAGCUGCGAAAUUAUCUGCCAAGAAACAGGCUUCUUUGCUUAGUGAUGAAAAAGAUGAUUUUCAAAUAGACAAGAAAAGAAUUCGUCCCUUAGAAACCAAGCAGCAGGUUAGAAAGCGCCCUUGCUUUGCAAAGGAAGUAUAUGAUUUAGAUAAGAAAGUUACACCUGAAAGAAUUGUGAAGUCAAACUCUCCACUAGGAAAAAAGAUUUCCUUUUCUCCACAAAAGCCUCCUGGUCCUUGUACUUGGUGUUCCUGUUCCAUUAAAAGUGAGAAAAAUCAAGAUGAUGGUAAUAUAACAAAAAAAGAACAUGGAGGAAAAUUCAAGACACCGAAAAUAUUUUUUGGGACUCGUACACAUAAACAGAUAGCUCAGAUUACUAGAGAGCUACGGAGGACAGCAUACUCAGGGGUCCGAAUGACUAUUCUUUCUAGCAGGGAUCAUACUUGUGUCCAUCCUGAAGUAACUGGUAAUUUCAACAGGAAUGAAAAAUGUAUGGAAUUGAUGGAUGGAAAAAAUGGUAAAUCCUGUUAUUUCAACCAUGGUGUCCAUAAAAUUAGUGAGCAGCAAACUCUACAGACUUUCCCAGGGAUGUGCAGGGCCUGGGAUAUAGAAGAUCUUGUGAGCCUGGGGAAGAAGCUAAAGGCUUGUCCAUAUUAUGCAGCUCGAGAACUAAUGCUAGAUGCUGACAUUGUGUUCUGUCCCUAUAACUAUCUCUUAGACUCACAAAUCAGAGAAAGUAUGGAUAUCAAUCUAAAAGAGCAGAUCAUCAUUUUAGAUGAAGCCCAUAAUAUUGAGGACUGUGCACGUGAGUCAGCCAGUUACAGUGUUACAGAAAUUCAACUAAGGUUUGCUCGAGAUGAACUAGAUAGCAUGGUCAGCAACAAUAUAAGGAAGAAAGACCAUGAACCCCUGCGAGCUGUGUGCUAUAGCCUCCUAAAUUGGUUACAGGAAAACUCUGAACAUCUUGAAGAAAGAGAUUAUGAAUCGUCCUGUAAAGUGUGGAGUGGAAAUGAAAUGAUCUCUCAUUUGUACAAAAUGGGCAUAACUGCUGCUACCUUUCCCAUAUUAGAGGGACAUUUUACUGCUGUCCUUCAAAAAGAAGAAAAAUUCAUGCUACUUAAUGGUAAAGAGCAGGUGAAGGAAAUACCUAUUGUUAGUCCCUCAACCCAGAUUAUGCUCAAAGGACUAUUUAUGGUACUGGACUAUCUGUUUAGGCAGAAUAGCAGGUUUGCAGACGAUUACAAGGUUGCUAUACAGCAGACUUACUCUUGGAUAACCCAGUUUGAUAUUCCAGACAAAAAUGGUUUCUUUGUUAUACCUAAAAAUAAGAAACGUUCUAGACAGAAAAUGGCAGUACAUGUGCUAAACUUUUGGUGCUUAAAUCCAGCUGUGGCUUUUUCAGAUAUCAGUAGUAAAGUACGGACGAUUGUUCUGACUUCUGGAACUCUGUCACCGAUGAAAUCUUUUUCAUCUGAACUUGGUGUGACAUUUGCUAUCCAAUUAGAGGCUAAUCAUGUCAUCCAGAACUCACAGGUUUGGGUUGGCACCAUUGGGUCAGGCCCCAAGGGUCGGAAUCUCUGUGCCACCUUCCAGCACACAGAGACCUUUGCAUUCCAGGAUGAAGUUGGAGCUCUUCUCUUAUCUGUGUGCCAAACAGUGGGCCAAGGGAUUUUAUGUUUCUUGCCAUCCUACAAGUUAUUAGAGAAAUUAAAAGAACGUUGGAUACACACUGGUUUAUGGCAUAACCUUGAGCUAGUGAAGACAGUCAUAACGGAACCACAACGGGGAGAGAAAGCUGUGUUUGAUGAAAUGUUACAAGUGUACUACGAUGCGAUCAAGUGUAAAGGAGACCGAGAUGGUGCUCUCCUUGUAGCGGUUUGCCGAGGUAAAGUAAGUGAAGGCUUGGAUUUCUCAGAUGAAAAUGCCCGUGCUGUCAUAACAAUAGGGAUCCCAUUUCCAAAUAUGAAAGAUCUUCAGGUUGAAUUAAAGAGAAAAUACAAUGACCAGCAUUCAAAACUAAGAGGUCUUUUACCUGGCUGCCAGUGGUAUGAAAUUCAAGCAUAUAGGGCCCUGAACCAGGCACUUGGCAGGUGUAUUCGGCACAAAAAUGAUUGGGGAGCUCUCAUUUUAGUUGAUGUUCGCUUCAGGAGCAACCCAGAUCGAUAUACAUCUGGACUUUCUAAAUGGGUUCGUCAACAGAUUAAGCACCAUGAAACCUUUGAGAGUGCACUGGAGUCCUUGGCUGCAUUUUCUAAAAAGCAUCAAAAAAUCAUUGAUGUGUCAUCCCCAAAUAGUAAUGCAUCUGUACAAGAAGUGGCCUGCUUAAAGGAUGAGUCCUUGACAUCUUUAUUAGAAUCAACAACUCACCUAUCAUCAAAUGUUCUUGAAGAAGAUGAAAGGGAACCUUUCAACCAGGAACUUCAGGCUCCUACAGAGAUGGCAGUGAAGCUCAAACUACAUAGUUACCCAAGUAACCUCAUUGCAAGCAAGAAUAAAAAUGUUUCGUUGCUGUUGGAAGAUUCUCCCCAGAAAAUGAAGAGGGAAAAUUUUUUAAUCUCAAGAUCCACAAGUCCAACUUUCAGUAAACAAAAAGAAAAGAAUAACUUCCCUGUAUCUAACUGUGUAAAGAAAUGUUUUACCUCUAAGUCACUGACUUCCACUUCUGUGCACAGUCUUUCAGAGAACCAUGACUUCAGUGCUUUCCCUUCCAAAAAGGAAAAGAAGGAAAGUACAGUUGGUCUUUCUCUCACUAAUGGAGGCCAGUCCUUAUCUCUGUCAGGAAACACAUCACUUGACACAGAGCCACAAUCAGAAACCAUUACUUCAUCAACAAAAAGGACCAAUGCUGUUAGUAAAAGAGAUCCUGCUGAAGAGCUUCUCCUCCCUCAAGGCAUUGAUCUUACUUCUGUAAGUGGAGAAGCUGCAUUUUCCACUGUAAAUGUAGAUAUUGAAACAACAGAAGAAGAUGAAUCUGUUUAUUUCACACCAGAACUUUAUGAUGAUACAGAAUCAGACACAGAGGAAAAUGAAGAGCUACUUGGAACUAGUGGAAUAAUUCAAAGGACUGAGAAUUCAAAUUAUGUUAUAGCAGAAAACCUUUUGGAAACUGAUAGUACCAAAGGAAUGGAUUCAAAUUAUGUAGAUCCGAGGUUGAAUAGAAUUGUACAAAAUGAAGAAUGGAAAGUUGAUGGUAAUCAUGUAAAGGCAGAUAACGCACAUGACCAGGAGCUGGAAAGAACUCAAGAAAUGGAUACCUUAGGUAAUAUCAGCACGUGACCACCAUCCUGUUUAAGAUUUCUGGACUAAACUUCGGUUUAAAUACUUAUUUACUUCUGAUAAAUGAUAAAAAUGCUUUCCAAAAAAUAGUAAUGCA